Paraglomus occultum is the source of this 579-nucleotide messenger RNA. Lineage: Eukaryota; Fungi; Glomeromycota; Glomeromycetes; Paraglomerales; Paraglomeraceae. The record is from the annotation of a GenBank genome assembly.
AUGCCUCAAGUUGUCACCCGAAGAAAUCGCGACGACCCUCUUUCGAACAUUUCGUCUUCACGAUCAGAACACGAAGUGAAGAGGAAGGAACGAUCGCUGACUUCGCGAAUAAGAACAACUGUGAUAUGGACUGGUAUGACGUUGGGUGUCAUUUGGUGGUUUGAAGUUGUUCGCGGAAUCCAUGAAAUCUUAUCAUGGGAUUCACCGUUAGUUUCCCUCUUCUUAACAUCCGUAGUGUGUCUCCUCAUAUCAACUGCGAUCAUGUUUUAUGUCCAAUUCUACCUUCCUUUAGUAUCUCGCACAGCGCCCCCAAACUAUCGUGAUUGGAAGGAGGAUGUAACCCUAAGAAAAUAUAUUCCUGUGGCUACAUUGUUUGGAACAUUCGGUGUUAUUGGGUUAAUAAUAGCUUCAUGGCCCGUGUGGGGAUUUUGGUGUGUAGUGGUUGUGAUAGUACUCCUACGAGGUGGAACGGAAGGAUGGGAUGUGAUUUGGAUUGUUUGGGAAUGGGGCGUAUUGAAGAGGGUGACAAGGGAAAAGGUCAGGAACGAGGACAAUAACGAAAGGGAGAAGCACGACUGA